AAGGCUUCAAAAUUGAUUCAUUAUAUGAGAUUGGAAAAUAUUGUGCUGGAUGAGAAUGUCGAGUGGGAGAGACAGGUGGAAUUAUUUCUGUAUCGCCUCAACUUGUAUGACUUCAAAUUGACUAUAUUGAAUUUUUUCGAUGUAGGAAAUUCCAUGUCGUUGGCCUUUAUAUCCGGCAUUUUCACAGCAUUCAGCAUUUUCACGCCAUUCGCCAUAAAGGACUAUCGCAUACAAAAGUUUUUGGAAAAUCGAAAUUACGCUGUAGCCAAUUGAUAUAGAAAACCAGAUGCCAUAGAAAACCAAAAAACCAUGAAGGAGACCAGGUGACAGCGGCAUAAUGACAAUUCUCUACAAAAACAGUCGAGCAAAGGAUUGUUGC
Molecule: messenger RNA, 379 nt
Organism: Stomoxys calcitrans (stable fly)
Lineage: Eukaryota; Metazoa; Arthropoda; Insecta; Diptera; Muscidae
Gene: Gr93c
Product: putative gustatory receptor 93c
Exons: 2
Coding region: 25-273 (82 amino acids)
Biological process (GO): sensory perception of taste
Cellular component (GO): membrane
Source: RefSeq, a predicted model, not a curated record